AAACAAUCAGCUUUACUGAGUUGAAAUGUUCAUACAUUUUGAUAACAUUACGAUAAUAAGUGUCUUCUAAAGUACUUCACACAAACAGAAUUCGCCAGAAAAAAAACAUAAAAUAGUCUGAUGUAAAAAUCAAACGACAUUGACGCCGCCCUCAACGCUCGCACUCAAUUAUCCCUCAAAAUGGCGACGAGUAAGACCAUUGUAAAGCUGCUGCGUCAAAUUUCGGUGGUGACCGGAGCCUCAGGUAUACAGACCCAUGUGAAGUGUUCAAAUGUAAUUGCUACAUGUCGACAGUUUUCAUCUCUCCAACAACCAAAGUUACUUAUGAAGAAAGAAAGAGUGCCUACAACUUUAGUUACUCAAGUGAGAUCCAUGUUUAUACAGACGCAUGAAACACCAAAUCCAAACAGUUUAAAGUUCAUCCCCGGUGUGCCAGUGUUGGGUUCAGGAACAAUGGAUUUCCCAACAGCAAGAGUGGCACAUGGAUCUCCACUAGCAAGACAGUUGUUUCGCAUUGAUGGUGUUAAAAGUGUCUUCCUGGGUCCAGAUUUUAUUACAAUUACAAAACAUGAUGAUGACUCUGAGUGGAAGAUCAUAAAACCUGAAGUGUAUGCUGCAGUAAUGGAUUUCUUCGCUACUGGUUUACCCAUACUCACUGACGAACAACCUUCUGCAGAUACAGAAAUUCAUCCUGAUGAUGAUGAAACAGUGGCUAUGAUAAAAGAGUUACUCGACACAAGAAUCAGGCCUACAGUACAAGAAGAUGGUGGUGAUAUUGUUUAUAUGGGCUUUGAGAAAGGCAUUGUAAAGCUAAAGAUGCAGGGUUCAUGUACAAGUUGUCCCAGUUCAGUGGUGACUUUGAAAAGUGGGGUGCAGAACAUGUUACAGUUUUAUGUGCCUGAAGUCUUAUCAGUUGAACAGGUGAGAAAUCUAUUUUGUUUUCAUGUAUAA
Molecule: messenger RNA, 951 nt
Organism: Saccoglossus kowalevskii
Lineage: Eukaryota; Metazoa; Hemichordata; Enteropneusta; Harrimaniidae
Product: NFU1 iron-sulfur cluster scaffold homolog, mitochondrial-like
Biological process (GO): iron-sulfur cluster assembly
Cellular component (GO): mitochondrion
Molecular function (GO): iron-sulfur cluster binding; iron ion binding
Source: RefSeq, a predicted model, not a curated record